Neurospora tetraspora is the source of this 1681-nucleotide messenger RNA. RefSeq lists its product as uncharacterized. NCBI's taxonomy places the organism in Eukaryota, Fungi, Ascomycota, Sordariomycetes, Sordariales, Sordariaceae. The record is from RefSeq and is a predicted model, not a curated record. The annotation marks the transcript as partial. The transcript is spliced from 3 exons.
CCGAAAUAUUUGUAUCGCUAGGAUAUCAUCGCUGAUGUCUCUGGCUUGGCGCUCUCUAGCCCAACACGGAUCGAUUCUAUGAUUGUUCCGGCCCUUGAUGGAGGACGUGUGUAUUUCCAAGUUAGGCAACACUCCAGCCAACAACAACUCGACAACGACCACAACGUCGACCACAACCGCUAGCAGCCUCCUGAGCAGACGAAAGAAAUUGAUCCUCCAGCUAUCUAUGGCGAGGUUCGUCCGCAAUCUUGACGUAUGGCUUGAUAAAAUCCCUGAGCACGGUUCCUCUGCCAAGACGUUGAAGCGGCCUCGAGGGGCCGUUGAAAGUGAUCAUCUCUACCAGGAUCAGGAUAGUGCUGCCGCUGAAGAGGAGUCUAAGGAUCAACAUGAACAACACCAACAUCACCCUGUGACGAGAGAGGUCAAGAAGGCGACUACUACCAAGCGGGUGAAACACCAUGGCCCUGAAGCACCAGGAGGAGAAGGCCGCAAGUUCGCUUGUCCGUUUUGUCAGCAUAAUCCGGCUAGGUACAGGACUGUGAAGACGUGUUGUGGUCCGGGGUGGGAUAGCGUUCAUCGGGUUAAAGAACACAUCUACCGUCGCCACUCCCUCAAAAACACCUGUCCCCGAUGCUACGAGCAAUUCAAGACAGACGAUGACCUCAAGAGCCACCAAAGGGCAGAAACGCCCUGCCGACUCCGAAAGGACAACGUCCCCGAGGUGAUCACCGACGACCAAGACAAGAAACUGCACGCCAGAGCCAAGGCUGGAUUGUCGGAGGAAGACAAGUGGAAUGAUAUGUACCGCAUCAUUUUUCCGGGACCAGCGGGGUCGAAGAUUCCUUGUCCUUAUUACGACAUCUCCACCACCACCCCUUCCUCCUCCCCAUCUACCACCCCCCACUCUUCAGCAGCGAAGAACAAGACCACAACAACACCACCAACAGCCUCCUCCUUCGACAUAUCCUCCUUCAAAGACCUCCUCCGCCGCGAACUCCCCCGCUACGUCGAGCCCAUCUUCCGCCAAGAGCUCGACAAGAUGAUGACGUCCGUACAAACGCAGAUGAACCAAAAGGCCGAUCAGCUGUUCAAAGACGUGGUAUUCAAAUUUAGUCGGACAUGGGUGUGGCCUGGUACCACUGGUGGUGCUAAUGCUCCUGGUCCUGGCACCGCCGACGACGCUACGACAGUGAUUACGCCGUUUAGUAGUCCACCCAGUCCAACACCUGGGUCACCAAGCCCAGGCCGAUACGACAGCACGCCCGGUGACGCAGACAACCACCGCCACCACAGAGAUGGAGCAGAAGAAGGAGAAGGAGAAGGAGAAGGAGAAGAAGAGGGAGAGGGAAUCCCAGCCAGUACCAACGAACCCACCAGCUUUCUGGAAACCCACUCCCAGAGUAACAGUGCCUGGCUUGACUCCCUCCUCGAAACCAUUGACCCCAUCACACUCGUCGAUCUCCCCUUCUUCAAGAACGGCGAAGUCGAUCUCGAGGCUUGUUUGGAGGGGAUGAUGACCAAUGGUGGUGGUGACGAGGUUUCUGAUUCGGCUUAUGUUUCUUUGCCGAGCGCGGCGGAGGGUAACCAAGGUCAUGGUGGUGGUUAUGGGUUUGGUGGUAUAGGGAUGGGGAUGGGAAUGGGAGGAAUGGCGGGGUUGGGUGUUAUGGGGUUGGGACAGUGG